GGUAUAUGUCAAAAUACCCACGUCAGAAGUCAAAAGCAAAAACCUGUGUGCAAAAAUAUUUACAUUAUUAUUUAUUACAAUUAUUGCAGUUUGCACAUAGUUCAUACUUCAUAGUUCUUUUAAAACGUUCAGGUUUUACUCAAAUUCAGUAAUAUUAUAUAGUGAUUGCCAGUUCAGACCAUGUCUACUUCUGCUAAUGAGUCUGUACCUGGGUUAAAACAGAAAAAAGUGUUUAAAAUUAUUGUAUUGGGUGAUUCUGGAGUCGGAAAAACAUGUUUAACUUUUCGCUUUUGUGAAGGACAGUUUUUAGAUAAAUCAGAGGCAACUAUUGGCGUAGAUUUUAGAGAAAGAACAAUAAAGAUACGAAAUGAAGAUAUUAAGCUACAAUUAUGGGAUACAGCUGGUCAAGAACGUUUUCGUAAAUCGAUGGUGCAACAUUAUUACAGAAAUGUUCAUGCAGUUGUUAUUGUUUAUGAUAUCACCAAACCAGAAACAUUUCAUUCAAUAGCUAGUUGGAUGCAAGAGAUAGAAUCCCAUGGAUUGAUGGGUGCUCCUCGAGUCCUAGUUGGUAACAAGUGUGACUGUGGUACUCCAGAAUCACGGCUUGCCACCACAUAUGCUCAGCGAUUAGCUGAUAAAUAUGGGAUGCCUCUUUUCGAGACAUCAGCACUAUUGGAUUCUGAGUGUGAUAAUGUAGAGUCAAUAUUUAUGACAUUAGCACACAAAUUAUACUCAAAGCAGCCACUGCGAGUAAUAAGUGUAGAGGGUGAGCUGGGUCCUCGUAGAGUGACUCUAUCAAGACAAAAGCGUCCAAUGCGAAACGAUACAUGUUUAUGUAGCUAGUGAGUGAAAUUCAAGGUUUUGAAGGUACUAUUAAUGUAUUAUUACUGUAAUAACUGGUUUGAUGGCAGUAUUAAUCUAUAAUGUAUUAAUGUACCGUAAUAACACAUUUUGAUUAUGAUGAAUUGUAAACAUGUUUUCAUGGGUGAACUAUUGUAAAUUAUAAAAUUGCCAAAUGUUAUAGAAUAUAGUCUUGCCACAUGUGUUUAGAAGAGUCAUAGAAACGGUUUUAAAAUAGUUUUUAUAAGUGACAGAGAUUAUUUGUAUAUUUUUUUAGUAUUUUCAGAGGCUAGAGAUUUAAGUGAGUUAAUAAUAAACAAUAAAUAUUAUUGUGCCAAAUUGGUAUAUAAUUCUUGUAUAUUAUUAAGUAUUUAUAGAGUGGAUGAUGGAAUAAUUCCAAUGUCAAUAAAAAGAAAGGCAGCUCUUUGCAAAUAUUAGUAAGUUUAAAGUAUUGUUAGCAUUUCUGUGUUGUUAUAUUUUUAAGUAAUUCCAUAUUUAUUUGUAAAAAUUUAUUAACUUAAUAGUAUCAAUGAUUUGCGAGGAACCAGUGUUUUACAGUUUAUUUAAAUAUAACUAAGAACUUGUCUAAUAUAUGAUUUUUAUAUUAUUGCCCCCAAUUGUAUUUACGAUAAUCUUCAAUGGAAUUUUAUCGCAGUAUUAAAUAAAAAAAAUCUUUUUGUGUAACCACCAAAGUAAGAUAGUGUCUCACACAUGAUAAAAUGUCAUUGAAAAAUAUUUUUAGAAUAAAAUAAGACCAAUA
Messenger RNA from Pieris napi, 1600 nucleotides. RefSeq names its product putative Ras-related protein Rab-33. Gene Ontology annotation, biological process: Rab protein signal transduction. The transcript is spliced from 5 exons. Lineage: Eukaryota; Metazoa; Arthropoda; Insecta; Lepidoptera; Pieridae. Bases 181 to 843 code for a protein of 220 amino acids. Gene Ontology annotation, molecular function: GTP binding; GTPase activity. Gene Ontology annotation, cellular component: Golgi apparatus; endosome. The record is from RefSeq and is a predicted model, not a curated record.